Tribolium castaneum (red flour beetle) is the source of this 2751-nucleotide messenger RNA. RefSeq lists its product as uncharacterized. The coding region runs from base 249 to 2420 and encodes 723 amino acids. Gene Ontology annotation, molecular function: chromatin binding. The transcript is spliced from 5 exons. Gene Ontology annotation, cellular component: condensin complex; nucleus. Gene Ontology annotation, biological process: mitotic sister chromatid separation; meiotic chromosome condensation. Lineage: Eukaryota; Metazoa; Arthropoda; Insecta; Coleoptera; Tenebrionidae. The record is from RefSeq and is a predicted model, not a curated record.
UUAGGCGCUUCGCGAUGACGUCUGUCAAUUUCUGUUAACCUCGACUGCGCAUACACACGCUAGUUUGUUGUUGACAAAUAUGUGCCCAUUUUCGCCGAUUUCUCGAAUAUUGCGCUCAAGACUGCUACACACGCCUGGUUUAUGCUAUGCAAGGCUGAAGCGAAGCCCCCGAUCGGUGUAAAAACGAUUUUCCAAGCGUUCGCCCCCCUAGAGUCCCCAACCGAAGUGUCCGCCAAAUUGGGGAAGGGAUGGCGGAACGAAACGUGCGAGAAAGUAACUGUUUUCCAUCCGAUUCAAAGAUAAGUGAGCUGAUUAAAACAGUAACCCAAAUGCUGAAAAAACCAACGGUUGAAGCCGACCUGUGCCAGGUUUUAGACGAUUUGUUAGUUAAAGUUAACGAAUCGGAUAGUUACCUUGAGAAUGGCAUAUUUAACAUUAAUUUCGCGGAAGCGGCUCUCCUACUACAAAGUACGACUGAUCUCUACGGCAAAAAAGUGGAAAUGUUGUGGAAUAUCAUUUUUGAUUACCAGAAGCGCAUGAUAAGUCAUGAAAAAAACGCAGACAAGGAGCACGAGCUUGAGAAGCUGGAAGAAAGGAAACGCAAAUACAAGCGUAAAAGGAAAACAAAUGUUGCUGAAGCGCAAUCAAACAGUUUGGUUAAUAAUCUAUCGUUCGGAACCACCGAAGUUGAUUACUUGAAUCAGAGCUAUGAGAGCAAUGAUUUGGCCAAAGAGUGGGGGAAGUUUAACAAUCAACCACUGGAUAACAGUUCUUGUCACUUGGUAAUUGGCAAAAAUUUGUUUUUGCCCAAUGAUCCAGUCCACACUGAAGAUAAUGAUUACAUUGGACGACUGGAUCAGUUCCAUUCUGCUUCACUCAUUGAAGAUAUUUUUGAUCUAGAAAGGGAGAAAUUAAUCACAGACGAGUAUAAUUGUAUCACUGGGAUGAGGGUCGACACUCACAUAGUCAACGACUACUUGCAAGAAAACUCAAUACCGAGCAAUGAGUCACAAAAUUCUUACUCUAAACACUUGGAUGAUUACAUAAGCGAAUUUAGAGAAAAUCACAAAAAUCCGGAACACGUGCAGUUGAAAGAAAGCAUAGUGUGUUUGGAGCGGUUGCCUAUUAACGUGUUAAAGGAUCAACUUAGAAGAAUAAGUUUUGCCGAUUCGUUAUUUGACGAUGACAAUAUGAGCUCAAUAUCGGGGGCUUGUCCAAGUCCUUGUCACUCUCUUGCCAAUCAUGAAUCGGAAGAUCUGGAUCAAAUGAGCCGCACUUUGGAAAAUAGGAGCAAGUCCUGUAGUCAAGAUUCAGCUUUUUAUGAAGAUGAGGAUCAUUUGAACGAAUCAAGUGCGUCUUUGGAGAUUACUGAUGUUCCCCCAAAUUGUAGUACUCCUCAAGAGACAACUAGUGAUAAUCCCUCCAGUACUUCAGUGUUACCACCUCCAAAAAUCACACAAGAAUCAAAGUCUCCAAUAACCGAUAAUACGCUAUGUUUGGCUUCGUCUGCUAUUGUUACAAAUUCUAGGAUUAGUAAAAGACGGCUUCCUGUAGAUCCUCAGGAGAAAGAAGAAAGAAUCAAGAAACAGAAAAUGGAAAGGCGGGCCAAAAUGUUGGAAAAAACAUUGGCAAAGUUGGCAUCUGGCAUAACCGUCAGUUAUCACAAAUUUGAAAAAUUUUGUCGAUUGCAGUACAAACCAUCAGAUAAUGAAGGAACCAUUUCUCAAGACAUGUCGGAAUCAGAGGACUCGGAAUCCGAUUCAGACGAUGAACCCUUUCUUGGUUUUCCCGAGAACGAGCAAGAAACGUCAGAUGUGGAGGAUACGCUGGAUACGAGCGACUUGCAGCCGCCUCUCUCCCCUAUUCCCGAACCCCAUGUACCUGAAGAAAUUCCGCAAGUUCAUCCAUCAACUUCAAGAAACAUCCCCAUGGUCUGUGAUUUAGACGAGGAAGAAAUGUCCCGAAGGAACGUCCGGGAAUGGCGGUCUGGCAUUCUUCCCAAAUUGAAAAAAUUGGAAAACAAAUCGGAUUUCAACAUUCACGAAUACGGCUCGAAAAUCAUGGAACCACUUGAAGUCGGGGAACAACAACGGUUUGGAGAUUUGGUUCAAGGGAAAAGCGCAGCGGAAGUUACUCGAUUCUUCGUCGCAACUUUACAAUUAGCCAACACGCUCAACGUUGAGAUAAGUGGGGCCAAGCCAGGAGAGGUGUCUAAUGACACUUUCCAAAUUAAAGUUUUGGAUAAGAGUAGACAUCAUGAAAUGUUGGAGGAGUAUCAAGCGCCGUCCGAGGAAACGUUCACGGAGAGAUUAGAGAGAGCGAAAGCGAUGAAUCCCAAAGUCUCGCUACAUUCCACCCCUAGCAUGGGACCGCCUGCCAAGUCCAAAUAUACGAAAACAACACGCAAAAAGUUGUUUUGAACAUUUCGCCGAUUUUUUUCAACAGUAUUAGAAUGCAGCAAACAUUUAUUUUAUUUGGGGUAUUCACAACUGACAUUCCAAACUAUGAUUGCUUGGUUUGGGACCUGUCGUAUCACCGUUUGUUUUCACAGUAGUCAGGUUUCAUUUUUAAGUUUAGUUCCGAUACGAAUUAAAAUAAAAAUGACUGUGAUCUCAUGUUAUAGAAUAUUUAAAAAAGUACAAUCGUAGAAAAAUAGUAUUGUUUUUCCUAUUGUUUAAAUAUGUAUAUGAAAUGAAAAAAUACGUCUUGUAUUUUUACAGUUACUUUGAAAAUAAAACUUACUUAAAUAUU